Molecule: messenger RNA, 2022 nt
Organism: Fusarium falciforme
Lineage: Eukaryota; Fungi; Ascomycota; Sordariomycetes; Hypocreales; Nectriaceae
Product: HET domain-containing protein
Exons: 1
Coding region: 1-2022 (673 amino acids)
Source: RefSeq, a predicted model, not a curated record
AUGAAUUUCGCUGGAGAUCGGGACUGCUCCACGUGUAGCGCUCGGCGACAGGAGAGGUGGUCUGGUGUUGCUCAACUGCAGACAGAUGCCGAUGAAGGGUGCCCAUACUGUUCACUUCUGAAUCAGGGCCUGCUUCGCCUGGACCCAGACGUCGAGGCCAGGUUGGGAGAAGAUGCUGUCAUCCGCUUCAAGAACCCCAACAACAUGAUCGUGUACGCCGACCCCAAUGGCUCACUAGGGUACCGGUCAGACCUGAAAAACGUGGAUUUACAGUACGAAUUCUACAAAGAUGGUGACAGCCGCCCGUACAAGCCGACCGGGGAUACUUCUUCCGACGUGAGCUAUGGGCGGAUGUAUUGGUGGAUUCGGAAAUGCUCGGAAGAGCAUCCGCUUUGUGGCAGCGGCGAGCCAACUGAACUGCCCACACGAAUACUUGAUCUUGGGCUGGACCUGGAGGGUCACACCACAGAUGUCAAGCUCGUGGAGCCGUCGCCCGAUCAAAAAGACCGCUAUGUCGCAUUGUCUCAUUGCUGGGGCAAAGACCAGCAGCCUCUCCGGACUACCACGGCGACGUUGGAUCAUCACAUGGCUGGCAUCCCGUUUAACCAGUUGCCCAAGACCUUCCAGGAUGCGGUCAAGGUUUCGCGACGGCUUGGGGUUCGAUACUUGUGGAUCGACUCCCUCUGCAUCAUCCAAGACAGCGCCAAGGACUGGGAGAUCGAAGCCAGUCGCAUGGCCGCCGUCUAUAGCAACUCUUGGGUAACCGUAGCUGGGACGUGUUCGUCGUCCUCGGGCAGCGGUUGCUACCGGUACGGUCAGGGCGUCAAUGUGCAAGCUCCUACUGCCGAUGGUGACGACCCCCUAGCCGUCCUCUUCCCUGCCGCGACAAAGCUCCGCCAAGAACUCCGUCUCUACCUGCGCUUCAAGUUCCAGCACCCCGAGAGCGGACCGUUUUCUUACCAACACACGGUGCAACCGUUUCCGCUGCUCACCCGGGCCUGGGCGUACCAAGAGCGACUGCUGUCUCCCCGCGUGCUACACUUCGGCCCGCAGGAGGUUUUCUGGGAAUGCAUGCAGGACGUGGACUGUGAAUGUGGCAGCAUGAAGUGGUCCAACGCACAAAGCAUGGGCGGCUACAUGAACCGCGACACGUCCAACGAGCUCCCGGCCAAGAUAUCGCACUAUGCGGCACUACACGUCGGCAAGACCAGUGCGCAGGUCAAUGACACGAAGAGGAAGGAGAAGCUACUGUCGCGUUGGGCGGAGAUGGUCCGAGAUUAUACUAACAGGGAAUUGACAUUUCCCACAGAUCGCUUGCCAGCCUUAUCGGGCAUCACGGCGGAGAUGGUUGACGCCCUAGGGAUGAAGUAUUGCGCUGGUCUGUGGGAAGAGACGCUCCCACUUGGGUUGCUGUGGGAAAGACAAGAUUCAACGGACGAGCCUCCAGUUGUCACCGAGCCCAGGAUGGCGCCGUCGUGGUCGUGGGCAACACUCAACCGCCCCGUGAGGUUUCUCCUUCCCUUAUACGGACCGUAUAGGAAGUGGGAGGUCCCCGAAGUGUUCGCAGGCGUGGAGAAGGUUCACUGUGUCCCGGUGGGAAAGGAUGAGAGGGGCCAGGUACGCUUCAGGGAGUCGUACAUCACCUUGUCGGCCGAGGUUGUCGAAGCGUCGCUGUCGCUUGAAGCCGGUUCCUCAAGGAAGCCGUGGAUGCUUGUAAGCAAGGCAAUCGCUAAAGGUAUGAACUCACCGGAUAAAGGACCUUUCAUGGCAAAGGUCGGAAAGGAGGCGCCUGUGCAGUUUUGGCCAGAUCAUCGACUGGGUGACGCAGAUGGGAACUGGCACUGGAGGGAAGAUGAAAAACUCUAUUGCGCAAAAAUCCUUCGGUCUUCCGAGUCCUUCUACUGGCUCGCUUUGAGGCGGGUUUCAGAGGAGGAGUCGACAUAUGAACGAGUGGGAGUUAUUUCGAACACAGAAGCGAGAUGGGAGACAGAUGGUGUGAAGCAACAAGUCAAGAUCAUUUAG